GGCGUGUCCCUUUGUGCGCGGCGCAGGGGCGGCCCCGAUCCAUGGUCAUGGGCGACAAGAAGAGCCCGACCAGGCCAAAGCGGCAAGCGAAACCCGCGGCGGACGAGGGCUUUUGGGACUGCAGCGUGUGCACCUUCAGGAACAGCGCCGAGGCCUUCAAGUGCAGCAUCUGCGACGUCCGGAAAGGCACCUCCACCAGAAAGCCUAGAAUAAACUCUCAGUUGGUGGCACAACAAGUUGCCCAGCAAUAUGCAACCCCACCACCACCUAAGAAGGAGAAGAAGGAAAAAGUGGAAAAACAAGAUAAAGAAAAACCUGACAAAGAAAAAGAAAUCAGUCCAAGUGUUACAAAAAAGAACACUAACAAGAAGACUAAACCAAAGUCGGAUAUAGUGAAAGACCCUCCUAGUGAAGCAAACAGUAUACAGUCUGGGAAUACUACAACAAAGACCAACGACUCAAAUCACACUUCAAGACCCAGACUGAAAAAUGUGGACAGAAGUACUGCACAGCAGCUGGCAGUCACAGUGGGAAAUGUCACAGUAAUUAUCACAGACUUUAAAGAAAAGACUCGCUCCUCGUCCACGUCGUCUUCUACAGUGACCUCCAGUGCAGGCUCAGAACAACAGAAUCAGAGCAGCUCUGGCUCUGAGAGCACAGACAAGGGCUCGUCCCGCUCCUCCACACCAAAGGGGGACAUCUCGGCAGUCAACGACGAAUCUUUCUGAAAAAUUGCACAUGGAGUUGUGGAAACUAUGAAUCGGGGUAUGAAAUUCAAACACUCCACCUGCCCAUGCUGUUUGAAUCCUGGAGAGCCUCUUCUGUGCUUGAAAACCCACUUUCUUGGACAUCGACCUCUUACUGAUGCAACCAGGAUAAUUUCUGCUUGCCAUGGGCAUCUGGCCACCAAGGAAUUUCUCACCCUAAUGAUUACUCUUGACACUUUUAUGUAUUCCAUUGUUUUAUAUGAUUUUCCUAACAAUCAUUUAUAAUUGGAUGUGCUCCUGAAUCUACUUUUUUAUAAUAUCUGCUGUGCACAAUUUUCCAUGAACAUUACAAGUUUUUGUUUUGGGGUAGGGCGUGGGUGGGAAGGGAAGGGGGCUUUAUUUAUUGCAUUCACAAACUCCAUCCUCUUUCAACAUAUCCUUUUUAAGUUCAGUUCUUCUUCCAGUUAUACUGUGUACUAUCAGUUUUGAUAUAAAUUAUAUAUAAAUAUAUAUAUAAAUAAAUAUAUAUAAAGGGUUAUUUGAAACCAAUACAUGGAAACGCUGGUGCUUGAAACACUGUGAAGUGAAAAAAAUAUUGAACAGUUAAAGAUCUGGGACAGUCCCCUUCUGUGAAGUACUGAAACUGAAACAGAACUGGUCUAAGGCGAAAAGUGCGUUCCUGAAGGUUUGAACCUGGAUGGGACCAUUCGCUCUAUUCUUCCUUCCCCCUUUCUUCUCUUAUUAAUAGCAAAAGAAGUGCUGGCCAGACAGCCCUGAAUUUUCCACAUUGGGAUCUGAGACUGGGAGGUUGCUCUGGGUAGCUCGUGUUUCCAGGAGGGUGGCUCAGAGUGGCCGUGGGCAAGUCUGGGUCCUAUGGGAGAGCAAGAGCCCAGCACGAGGCUGGUUCUCGAAUGCCAUGGGGUAACGUAGGGCUUGCUAAUGCAUCUGUCGCUGUCCUGUGUGGCCCAUCCCGCAGACCUUUGGUGUCUUUAGGUUGCUAAAUUUCCUGCAUUUUCCAUGCUGUUGGGCUUAUAUUUUUUUGUUUGAAAUCCAUCUGUAUUCCAAGAGCGAUUCCUGAACAGUUUAUCAUCCAGCGAUGACAUUAGCCCUGUCAGUGUUUGGACACUUGUGGAUACCCUGCUGUGGAAAUGGAAGUUGUGAAAAGCUUUCAUGCUGGCAAGUAAGCAACAAGUGCAACUCGUGACCAGAAUCUCCUUCGUUCUUGCCCUAAGGCUGUUCACACUGAUUUACUUUUAUAUUUUUUUUUCCUGGCCUGUUAGUGUUGUUUUACAGUUUACCUUCUAUGCAUUAUCCUGCUAAAACACUAGUCUGAAGAAGUGAAACAAACUUUUUUUUUCCUGUUUUAAUAACCUCUUUUGUCUUUUUGUCCUUAUUUAGUGGCCCCAGCGUGCUUUGCAGUAAUUUCAGGCACAGAGACUGUGACUUUAUUUGACAUCAAAUACAUAACUUUCAGGUAUGACAAAAGAGGGCCGCUUAUUGGCAACUUUUUGCCAGCUUGUUACAUUAUGAAUUAUUUGAUUAUUUGCUUAGCAAGAAGAAAUUCUCUUUGUGGAGGCGACUGCAAAAUUUCUUUUAAAAUCCGUGUGGCUUUGAGCAGCAGAUGUAGGCUCUUUUUCAUGCUGGUGACAGAAAUCUGUGAUUAACUAACUCACUAGACCUCUGCUCGAAGGUACGUGCAAUGGCAAUGCCUUUGCAACUAUGACUUUCUUCUGAACGUGUUAGCCCAGGCACCCCAAUUUAAUUCUGCUUAUAUUCACGUUAUAGACCGUCUUUACCUUUUUAAGCAUUUUUAAAGUAUUUAUUAAAGAACCAAAGGAAACCAGAUGCUACCUGUGAGCAUCAUGACAAUUUAUUAUGCAUAGUUUUAAAUACUAUGAAUUUCUCAAUCCACAUUUUAACAUUAAUGGGAUAUUGCAAAGACAUUCCUUUUCCAGUUUUUACUGUUCCUUUAAGGGUCUCAGGGAGGGUAAACUGGUCAGCCAUAUUUAUUUAUUUUACUGAAAUGUAUUGGAAUAAUUUUUUAAGAGAGAUUUUUUGAAAAUGCCCCUGAACUUGUAUAUUUUGCACUGCUUUAUAAAUGAUCCAUUAUCAAUUAGGCUCGCAUGCAUUUUGGCCAGGAUCCAGCAAAGUGUGGAAGCAAGUGGCCUGUCCCUCCGGCUCUGGGAGGGGAACUAAUUUUGGUGCUUAAAGUGAACCACGUGCUUGCAUUCUGGGUUGGAUCUGGGAAAUUGUGAAGAGAAAAAAAAAAAAAAAAAAAAGGGAGAGGGGAAAAAAAAGGCAUUGUGUAUACCAGGAAAUUGCUUCUUUAUAAAGUGAAUGGACCUGUAGAUUAGUUGAAAAAGCUUUAACACAGUAACCAGCUGCUCAUAGGCUGCUGAAUAAGUCAGUAAAAUCUAUUUUAUCUAUGUUUUGGGUGUGCCUCCUUGAUAAAAUAGCUUACUAUAAAUAAGUGGGAAAAUUUUUUUGGAACAAGUGACCUGGAAUUUUGUGUUUAAUAGAAAUUGCUGGCUAAGCAUUGAACUUAACCGGGCCUCAUCUUAGCUGUUGUGUUGUGAAUUUGAAGGGUAGUGUUUACUUUUACACUUGAUUUCUAAAUGUGACGCCCUCAAGACAUGUGUCUGGAAAUGGAAUUCCCUUCUCACUCUGCAUCCUGAAGUUAUCCCACUAUUUUGGGGGAGCAUGUUUAAAUAAAUAAAAGAACAAAAACACUAGUUUAGAGGAAGGACCAGAUUCUUGGUAUUCAGUGGCACAGAAAGCAGGUAAGUAAAGCACAGUGUUACGUUUGCUAAGUUUCAGCUUUUACACAGACACACACAGACACCAACACAGCUUGCCUGACUUGCUCAGUUUGACAUAGUUACGCAAAGGGAAAAAUAAAAGCAUUUUACACAAACAGGCUAUUUAUUUUAAUUGGAACACUUUGCUUGUUUCAAAUUGGACAGAUCUAAAAUUUGGCAGUAGCUUCUGUGAGUUUCUUUCCACUGAGAUGUUUUCACCUGCCUUAUCAAGAUCAUUCUCAGUCUACUUUUUUAAGCUCUACCAUAAACUUAAAUUAUUGAAAAUUUAUUAAUUGCUGACUAUAUAAUAACCUUUGCUUGUAUGUAACCGAAUGGUUUUAAGAGCCAACAUUUAGAGUAUGACAAUGGAGCUGAACAGUUUUUAAUGCGCAAGCAGUUCUGUUCUUGUGUAUGACUUGUAACCUUAAUUUACUGUGUAAAGAUGGUUACAUUAUUUCCUUAGCUUUGUUUGUUGGAGACAAAUAUAGAAUGCUUGUUUAAGUAUGUCAAAACAUAAUCU
This is a messenger RNA of Nothoprocta perdicaria, 4025 nucleotides long. It is a transcript of the gene RYBP, whose product is annotated as RING1 and YY1 binding protein. Gene Ontology annotation, molecular function: transcription coregulator activity; DNA binding. NCBI's taxonomy places the organism in Eukaryota, Metazoa, Chordata, Aves, Tinamiformes, Tinamidae. The record is from RefSeq and is a predicted model, not a curated record. The transcript is spliced from 5 exons. The coding region runs from base 42 to 728 and encodes 228 amino acids. Gene Ontology annotation, cellular component: nucleus. Gene Ontology annotation, biological process: positive regulation of DNA-templated transcription.